Camellia sinensis is the source of this 2775-nucleotide messenger RNA. Lineage: Eukaryota; Viridiplantae; Streptophyta; Magnoliopsida; Ericales; Theaceae. The record is from RefSeq and is a predicted model, not a curated record.
AAAAUAGUCCAUAUAAUACUUCUAAUAUGGGAGAAAGGACCUAUUGGAAUAUAAUUUCAAAUGUAUGGGACUAAGUGGAACACAAAAAUACUUUGUGGACUUUUUUGGCUAUAAGUUCUCUAAAUAGGAUUUAUAAAUUAAUCUCUCUAAACACACACAGCUCUACUUGCAAUUUUUAAAGAGAGAGAGAGAGUCGUAAUGCGAACUUGAGAAUGGAGGGUUUGAUGAUUCUUUCUUCUAGGUUAGGGUUUAGAGUUGGGUUUUCGAUGUGGUCGUGUUCUUGAUCGCAAUAUUUCUUUCUCUGUUUGUCAUCGUCUUUUUGUUUUUGGCUUUCAAUGGCUUGCGAUGACAACUCUUUCGCUCUCUUGGGCAAUGACGAAGGGGACGAUAUCUCGACCUUUCUCACCCACGUAGCCUUGAAGGCCGAGGCUUCUUCCGCCACUGCGGAAAAGAAGAAGAAGAAUGAACGGAGCCACCACUCUCACUCUCCUCCGUCAAAACCUCUUCCUCCUCCUCAAUCUAUGAGAACUGAAAGCCGGGGAGGAACAUGAGGCCAAGGUCAUGGUUCAGGGAGGUCUAGUCAGAAUGAUGUGCAGCAGUUUGAGAAGGAGGGCUAUGCAAAUAGUUAUCAACCAAAUAACCGAGGAGCCAAUGGUUAUAAACAGAAUAGUGGUGGAACUGAUGGUUAUGGGAGGUACAAUAGAGGGUUUGAUGGUCCUAGAAGGAAUCGUGGAGGGGACGUUGGGUAUCAACAAAGCUUUGGAAAUACUGAUGGUUAUCAAGGGAGUUAUGGUGGGGAUACUGCUGGGAACAAGGAUGAUGGCAAUUGGCAGGGAUGGGUUCAUAAUGGUGCGCGUGCACGUGGGCGUAGACAUGGAGGUGCUAGAGGAAGAGGCUUUGGUCAAGGAAGGGCACUGAAUGAAGAUAAUGGGUUUGAGAAAGAGAGCCAAUUUGUUAAGGGCAAUCAGCAACUUAAAAAUAAGGAUCAGGGAGGGGGUACUGGUGACAGUUAGGAACAUGUGACUGAGGACCGUUCAAGUUAUGGUGGUGAGAGAAAAGAUAAUGAUGGUGGUGGUGGAGGAUACAAAACUCGGGGGGAUAGCUUCUUUGGUGUCCACAAUGGAAAUAAUUAUGAGGUGAUGAAUACCUUUGGGGCUAAGGAGGCACUUAGCAGUAAUGAAGGUGAUGAUGAUAGUGUGAUCGUAGGAAACUACUGAAGUAUCAAAAGAUGCUUUUCAAGAUGCUGCUCAUGAUUCCUCUGGGAACAAGGCUGAAGAUGAAGAGGCGAAAGAAGCUAGGAGGAGGACCCAAGGGGCAUUGGAAAAGGAAGCUAAAAGGAAGGCCUGGGAGGAAGAGAAAAGGGAAGAAGUAAAGAAAAUGACUCUUGAACAAUAUCAGAAGGUGCUCCUUGAAAAGAGGAAAGCUUUGGAAGCUUUAAAGACAGAGGAAAGGAAGGUCACCCUUGUCAAGGAUUUUGAAUCGAUGCAGGUAGUUGGGAAAAAGGCAGAAGACAGCAAACAGGACUCUAAGAAGGACAAGCUUAAAAAGAAGGAUGACAAAGUUCACAAGUCAAUGAGCAUUAAUGUGUUCCUAAAACCGGCUGAGGGUGAGGUUGAGAAGUGUGAUAGGCGUGAUGGAUGUGGUCAAGGCAGGGGUGGAUACAAUAGAAGAUCUUCGAAUUGGCAAGCAGCUGAUCCUGCAAACAAGGAUGCUCGACAGGAUGGAUUCCAGAACCAACUAAGGGUGAGGAUUAUGUUGGGAAUGUUGAUAGGCGUGGUGGUGGACGAGGUUCAAUGGCACAUCUCUCUAAAAUUAUAUAAUAAUAAUAAGGGGUGACCAUUGGUUCAAUGGUAAAACCUUGGCCUAAUAACCUAGAGGUUAUGGGUUCAAGUCUUGGGGCAAUCACUUUAUACACUAUGCCAAAGGUCAGGUGUGUACCCAAUCUUUCCCCUCUCAAGCACACAUUAAUGUGUACUAAUUGGGUGUUGUUGUUGUUGUUUGAAUAAUAAUAAUAAUAAGAAUAAUAAAACAAGAUUCCGUGAAACUCUCUCCAAAUAAUUUAUGACACUUUAAAAGUAAGCCAAAACUAAACAAAGCUCAAGUACCAAAUCAUAUGCAAGGAAUGUGAAAUCAACUGUCAUUAAUACAAUAUCAGAAACUAUUCAAGGAAACACACUCAUUUGUGAUGCAUAAACUAACCAACCAUAUUGCUCAUCGUCCACUCGAGCAUGUAACAAACUCAUUGACCUGGUAUAUCUAAGUUAUACUUCGCCAAAAAAGAAGAAAAAUAAGAAGAAAUUAAAGAACAAGUGGGUCAUAAGUGGCUAUUCCCUCUAUAACUAAUAUUAUGACUUAAGAAGUGUCAUAUAGGCUAACAAGGAGGAGUGGAGUGGCAUCAAUUCAUAAGACCAUGUAAGCUCAUCACUGCAUAUUCCCCUGAUGUUACAAGGAGAUCACGACUUCCAAAGAGUCCAAAAAAUUAUCUGGCCUCUUCCAUAAAAGGGUCAUCAAUAUCCCCCUCCAAACCAAAGCACUAGGCAGGCCCCUCUUGAAGAACAUUGAUGCAAACAAACAAAAAAAUUCAAUGGGCAAAUAUAUGCUGAUCGGCCAAAAUAACAGUAAAGAUAUUAGCAACUUAAGUGACAUCUUAAAUUUCAAGGGUCAAUACAGCACCAUUGCAAUACAGAGGGGAGAGGGCGCGCGAGCACACACUAAAAAAAAAAAAGGGAGUCCAAAGGAGGAUACAUCAUACUUGAAGAACUCCAUAAGAUCUAU